AUGGACCGACGGGCUCUGGAACCGGGCCUAGUCAAUUCGGCUCGCCGCAAAACUUCCACAGUCGAGGAGGGUUUCGCGGUGGGAGAGGUUAUCACGACGGAGGGCGGAGAGAACCCGAGGACCGGCCGAAAGCCAAGCAUCCCAUACCUGGAGCAGGUUUUAAAGGGUGUGAUUGAAUUUGAUCGUCUCGAGCGCGAGAAGAAAGAGAGAAAGGAACGAGGUGAACCCGAAGAACUGCCGAAGAAAGAAUCGCCUAAACCCCAGGACAGUGUGAAUCCCCAAACGGAAACAGAGCAAAACGAAGAAGCCCGGCCGUUAGAUUAUGACGAGGAAUACGAAGAGGUCGAAGUCACAGAUAGCGAAGGAGAAGGACAACCGUCAAAGCGCACACGAACUGAAAGUGUGGGUGCCGAAGAUCAGCCCCUUGAAUUUACCGAGGAAGAUAUGGAAUAUCAACUGGCAGCCAUGGGUGAAGACUACGGAUUGGACCCUGGGGAAUACGGCGAUGCGGGAGAAGAAGAAUGGGAAGAGGGCGCAGAAGGCCUUCCAUUGACCGAGGCUGAUGCCGAAGCACUCUUCCGGGACUUGCUGGAUGACUUCCAAAUCAACCCAUUCACGACGUGGGAAAAUGUCAUCGAAGAAGGCCGUAUCAUUGAUGAUACCCGGUAUACUGCACCCUCGAACAUGAAAGCUCGACGUGAAAUAUUCGCCAAUUGGACCAGGGAUCGAAUCCAAUAUGUGAGGGAUCAAAAAGCGAAGCAAGAAAAGACAGAUCCCCGUAUCAAGUACCUGGAAUUCCUGCAAGAACAUGCCACCCCUAAACUUUACUGGCCUGAGUUUAAACGCAAAUACCGCAAGGAGCCUGAGAUGAAAGACUCUCAGCUUGGAGAUAAAGAUCGCGAGAAGCUUUACCGUGACCACAUCUCCCGAUUGAAACAACCUGAAAGCACUCGCAAGUCAGAUCUUUCAGCCUUACUAAAAUCUGUUCCGUUGGAUUUGUUGAAUAGAUCUUCCAACCUAGAAGCUCUGCCAACAGUGAUCAUCACCGAUAUUCGAUAUAUCGGGCUUUCACUCAAAGUGCGCAACCAGUUGAUUGAGGCAUACAUAUCUACUUUACCUCCGGCGCCAGAGGUACAAAGGUCGGCUGAGGAGUUAAAGGAACUUGACCGCAAGCGCGUCGAACGCGAGAAGCGCGAAAAAGCACUGGCGGAUCGAGAAAAACGGGUGGAAGAAGAGAAGCGGAGGCAACGAGGAGAUCUUAUGCGCGGCAAGACUCUCCUGCGUGAAGGCGAGGUCGAAGUUGAAGAGGCAAUGAGAAUCAAUAAGGACGGCCUACGAAGUUAUAUGGAGGUUGAUCAGGUGGAAGAUGAGGAACAGAAGCCAAGCCAAUAG
Messenger RNA from Penicillium soppii, 1392 nucleotides. RefSeq lists its product as uncharacterized. The transcript is spliced from 2 exons. Gene Ontology annotation, cellular component: nucleus. Lineage: Eukaryota; Fungi; Ascomycota; Eurotiomycetes; Eurotiales; Aspergillaceae. The record is from RefSeq and is a predicted model, not a curated record. The coding region runs from base 1 to 1392 and encodes 463 amino acids. Gene Ontology annotation, molecular function: RNA polymerase binding; transcription coregulator activity.